GGGCUCCCGUAGAAAAACACCGUGACGUGGAUGAGCUCUUGAAGAAAAUCAGGAUAAUCUACGUAACGGUCCAUCCUCAUCCUCCCUCCCGAGCAGCGGCUCAGUCUGUGUCCUCUUCAUCCGCAAAACCGAGAGCCAUGGCCGCGCAGAAGAUCAACGAGGCUCACGAUCACAUCGCCAAAGCCGAGAAAUGCUUGAAGACCAGCAUGACCAAGUGGAAACCUGAUUAUGAUGGAGCCGCUUCAGAGAUGGCAAAAGCAGCUGUGGCUUUCAAAAAUGCAAAACAGUUUGAACAAGCGAAGGAUGCGUACCUGAAGGAGGCAGAGUACCACACAGAAAACAAAGCACUCUUCCAUGCAGCAAAAGCGUAUGAACAGGCCGGCAUGAUGCUGAAGGACAUGAAGAAAAUGCCUGAGGCCAUACAGCUGAUCGAGAAGGCCAGCAUCAUGUACGUGGAGAACGGGACAUCUGGCACUGCUGGAAUGGCCUUGGACAGGGCUGGGAAACUCAUCGAGCCGAUUGAUCUUGAGAAAGCUGUGGAUUUGUACCAGAAGGCUGCAUCUGUGUUUGAGAAUGAAGAUCGUCUCAGACAGGCCGCAGAGCUUCUGGGAAAAGCCUCCAGACUUCUGGUGAGACUGCGCAGGUUGGAUGAGGCCGCUGUUUCCCUUCAGAAAGAGAAGAACAUGUACAAGGAAAUUGAGAACUACCCGACCUGCUUUAAGAAAACCAUCGCUCAAGUGCUGGUUCAUCUCCACAGAGGUGACUUUGUGGCUGCAGACAAGUGUGUCAGAGAAAGUUACAGUCUCCCAGGGUUCAGUGGGAGCGAGGACUGUGUUUCAAUGGAGACGUUACUGGCGGCGUAUGACGAGCAGGAUGAGGAUCAACUGUCACGCGUGUGCAACUCACCUUUACUGAAGUACAUGGACAAUGACUAUGCCAAGCUGGCGAUCUCUCUGAAGGUACCAGGUGGAGGCGGGGGGAAGAAGAAGAAACCUCCCGUUGCUCCUCAAGGGGGCAGUGCCGGUCUGCCACCGGCCGAGGAAGAAGAUGAUUACGAGGGAGGUUUGUGUUAACUGAGAGAACGGCCGACUCCUCCAUCCAUGUGUGUGUGUGUGUGUGUGAACGAGCAUAUCAGUGUUUCCUCCCUUUGUGUAAAGUGGAGUCAUUCCUGAGGAAUUCUGUUCCUGUCUGUCCCGCCUGUAGGAGCGUCCAGAUUUCUGUGCGUUUACGCAUUAGACAAACAGAAAAACCUACACACAUGGGCCGUGGAUGCCAGUUUUAACAUAUUUAAUGCUGAAGAGGUUCAUUUCUUUGCCAUUAGCUGCACCAAAUGCAAUGGAGCGCUGCAGUGAUGACGUAUUUUUUAAGUCAGCGUCAGCCUGGAUUAUUUGACAAAAACCAACAGGAUUUUUCCAUCCGCUUUUGGAUUACUGCAGAAAAUAAGCUCUGUGAGCAACAGAAGUUCAUAAUUCUUACACAUUUUGCUCAUCAUGAUAAUCUUUACCAUUUUUAUGAAUUCUGAUGCCUAAAUACAAUCAGCAGAAUUAAAAAGCUAAAUGUAGGCUAUAAACAUUUAUAUUAAAGCUUUACCUCUUUCUGUUUUCAUUUGAAAACAGUUUCACUGAAAGUUUGAGAUUGAAUAGUUUGCAAGAGCGUGAUUAUAAGCACAACCAGGCUGUUAAGUUGACUAGUGAGUAGAUCGAUUUUACACGUUUGGCACAGGAUUAUUAUAGUUAACUAAAAAAAAAAUCAUAAAAAAAAUAUUACUUGAAUUAAAAAAAAUCAUUUUAUUUCUGCUGGCUGUCAAGGCAACAUUUCUCAUUUUCAUUUAGUUUAGACAACUAAAACUGAAAUAAAAAAUAUAUAAACAUACGUUUAAAAACCACAAAAACAAAUAAAAUUACAAAAACACAACAAAAUUAUGAAUAGUUUAACUAAAAUUAAAAUAAAAGCAGAAAAUAUAAAAAUAAAAUGAUUCAAAAUAUUGACUAAAACUAUAUUAAUAUGUCCCUGAUACUCAAAUAACACUGGAUCGAUGUGUCGUUUAAUAUCCCGACAACCUCUGUAGUCCUGUUUAGACGCAUUAUCGACCACCUUUUUCAAGACAAUUAAGUUUUGUUUUUUUGUUUUUUGUUUUUUUUAAUGACAAAUGUUACUACCAGUGUUGGGGAAAGUUACGUUUAAAGGUAAUGUAUUACAAUAUUGCGUUACUUCAUAAAAAGUAACUAUUGCAGUUACUUUUGCAUUACAUUACUUUUCUUACUUUUUGUCACCUGAGCUGGGUUUGCUUAUUUAUUUUUAAUAAUAAAUAUAUUUUUGGUAACUGUAAAGGCCCUUUCGCACCAAAAGUGAAAUAAAUAAGCCUCAGGCUGAAGGAAGUGCCUUUGCACUUACUCCCAGUUUCUCUCAACACAGGACAGGAGAGCUGUCAGUCAAUAAAUUAGAACACAAAAAGUUACUCAGAUAUUUUCUUGUAAAUUUAAAAGUAAUUUGUUACUUUACUAGUUACUUGAAAAAAGUAAUCUGAUUACAUAACGUGCGUUACUUGCAAUGCGUUACCCCCAACAUUGGUUACUGCUAAUUAUAUGAUGUCCAAUAAAAUGUGAAAAUAUCUUGUUAAUCCACAUCCCUUAUUUCAGGCAUUUAAAUGAUGAAUAUGUACAGAAACUCUCAUUUUCCGGUUUUGGGCUACAAAAAUCCAUCAUCUUUUUUUUUAGCACUUUAUUGACUGCAGUGUUUAAAUUAAGUUACAAACACUCGUCUUCCAUUGGUCAAACUCUCAGAUUGUCCCGCCCCCAAACUCAGACCAUUGUUGAACCUGUAAAUUAUAAGCACUGGAAGUUUUUGAUGUGUGUGUGUGUCUAUGUGUGUGAUCAUGUUGCUGCAUAAAUUAUGUUUGUAAAUGUUUUAAUUUAAUAAUGAAAAUGUGUAGUUGUGUACAGAAUCUGUUAAUUAUUUUAAUUUGUGAACAGUCUGUGAUGUCAAAGUGAUGUUAAAUCAGUUAUCAAAUUUGUAAAAUACAAUAAUAUUAUUAUGUACAGUAAUUUAUUGUAAGUGUUGUUGAAAUAUAAACAUCGCUGUGGAGUGAAGCGUCAUGCUGCGUUUCCAAAUAUACAACUUGACAGUCAUAAAGAUGCAAAAAAAUGACUUAAUAAAAUCACAAUCUAUACACUGUU
Labeo rohita (rohu) is the source of this 3176-nucleotide messenger RNA. It is a transcript of the gene napgb, whose product is annotated as N-ethylmaleimide-sensitive factor attachment protein, gamma b. NCBI's taxonomy places the organism in Eukaryota, Metazoa, Chordata, Actinopteri, Cypriniformes, Cyprinidae. The record is from RefSeq and is a predicted model, not a curated record. Gene Ontology annotation, cellular component: vacuolar membrane; SNARE complex. Gene Ontology annotation, biological process: intracellular protein transport. Gene Ontology annotation, molecular function: syntaxin binding; soluble NSF attachment protein activity.